ACACUCAGUUCUAAGCCUUCAGAGUAACUUCACGCGACUUGAGUUUGCAAAGUUGUGAAAUUAUUGUGACAUAACUUUCGGUUUUUCCUUGACUCGGAAUACUUGUUUGGAUUGCCAAAGGAUUAUAUGUGAAGUGCUACAAUUUGUGAACUUGGAUUGUAUUUCAAUUGAUUGUGACUUAUCUGUGACAAUUCGCCGUCAAAGCGAAAAGUUUCUGGAAAGAAGUGAGAGAACUGUGAAAAUUCGGCCAAACGCGUUGAAGAUUCCUGAAAUCAGUGAUAUUUACGAAUUAAAGAGUAUUCAUUUGAAGAAGAUGACGUAUACGAAUGAAAUGGUUGCUGUGAAAACGGAGACGUUCAGCGGCGUUGCUGCUAAAAGUCCAGUGAGCCAAAACAUCAGGACGAUGUUAAGGCGAGCCUGUGUGGAGAAGAGGUUGACUGUCGGCCUACUUCCUGCUAUCCAGUAUCUGACAAACAACUGCAACGGGGCGCUGUUCUGUCUAACAACUGAAGCGCCACCUGGCGACAGUGCGACGCAUAUGCAAGAAGUCCUACUGCAAGCGUUUUGCGUGGAAAAUGACAUUUAUAUCAUUAAGGUCGAUUCAGAGGAGAAAAUGCGAACCAUCCUAGGCUGCAGGAACCAGUCUGUGGACUUCAGCUGCGUUUUGGUUCACUACCCAUACACAGAUCCUUUUACCGACAGCCAAGAAAUUGACUUGUCAGUUCUGACAGAGGCUGAAAGGGAUCUUAUCGAAUAUUGUGAUAACUGGGAAUAUUCUCAAACUCCAGUCAUCAAGUUGCCUGAGAAGUGAAUUCGAAGACUUUGAGCAUGAAAAAAGGAAAAAAAAAAGGAUUUAUUUCGACCAUUUUUGGUCCUGCCGCUGGU
This is a messenger RNA of Hyposmocoma kahamanoa, 885 nucleotides long. RefSeq names its product growth arrest and DNA damage-inducible protein GADD45 alpha (gene Gadd45). NCBI's taxonomy places the organism in Eukaryota, Metazoa, Arthropoda, Insecta, Lepidoptera, Cosmopterigidae. Bases 314 to 811 code for a protein of 165 amino acids. The transcript has 3 exons. Gene Ontology annotation, biological process: regulation of cell cycle. Gene Ontology annotation, cellular component: cytoplasm; nucleus. The record is from RefSeq and is a predicted model, not a curated record.